AUGAAAAGAAACAAGACUGAAAACUAGUAUUCAUAUUCACUUAAAUAGAUUCACCAAAACAAAUUAUAUACGUCUAUUGAACCUAGACAAGAUUCAUUAAUCAGUACCAACAACUCCAAGAAAAACAAAAUUCAAGUCGCUUAUACCUAAUCAUCAAGAUGUUUAGAAUCAUCCAAUCUUAUUAAGUUAAUUAUUAUGUGAUAUACCAUUCACUCAUACUCAAGUAAUACAAAUACCCACUCUAUCAACAUCUAAUAAUUAUUAUUGUAAAAGUACAACUAAAACACAUACUCCUUCUGCCUCUUAGAAUAUGUAAACUAAAAAAUUACAAUUAAAUCAUAAACCAUAAAGAUUUGUAGUUAAAUUGAAUAAAAAAAUUCCAACAAUUCUUUCCAAAAAAUCCUAAAUUAUUACAUCUUAAACUUAUCGCCCAAAUUAAACAACCACCAAAUUUCAUUCAUUAACUAUAGAUCCAAAAUAUCAACUAAUAAAUGAAAUCACUAAAGGAGAUAUCAAAUCUGAAAUCAUUUCCAAAUAAAUUCAACCAUAGCAACAAUUAGUUCCUCAAUUUACAAGUCCAAAUUAACUCUCUAGAUAUAGAGAUUGUUCAGAAAUUGAUGAUUUUAAUGUAAAUAACAUUUGUAUACAAGAACAAACUUUAUGGAAGUAAAUAAAUAAGAGGAUUACUAAAUUUUCAAAAAUUUCCAUCUGAAAAUAUACCAUUAAAACAUAAAUACAAAACAAUAAGAGCAUCUUUGAUUUAAUAUUUGAGACAUUUGGAGAAACUUAAAUUAACAACUAAAGAAUUUUUAUCACAUAAAGUAUUUCCUUCAAAACCAUUUGAACACAAUUCAUCAAAACAUUUCUUUUAAUUAUGUAAAUAGGGUUAAGAUUAAGAGAUCAUUAAAUGUUUAGAUAAUAAUAAAUAUUUAGUUUAUGAAUAUGAUCAUUUACUCAUGACUACUUUACAUUGGUGUGCUAUGAGAGGUUUAGAAUCUACUGCUAAAAUAUUAUUAAAAUAUGGAGCAGAUCCAGAUUCUUAAGAUAUUGUAGGAAGAACUCCUUUAUAUCUAGCCUUGAUUCAUAAAUAAAAUAAUAUUGCCUAUUUUUUGAUUCUUAACAAAGCUGAUCCUUGGAAUAAAAUGAAUCUUAAUUAUGAGGAAUCAGUUAUUGAGAAUCCUGAAGGUAAAACUAUGUUGCAUUAAACUAGAAGGGUAAUAUAAUUAUAUAUAUUAUUAUUUAUUAGACUCACAUUUUACUUCGUAUGACUCCAGCUGAUUAGAGAUAAUUCAUUUGGCAAAAGGAAUAGUUGGAAAUGUAUGAACCUAAGAAGAAAAAGAUUGCUUCUUUAUAAUGA
Paramecium pentaurelia is the source of this 1357-nucleotide messenger RNA. Lineage: Eukaryota; Ciliophora; Oligohymenophorea; Peniculida; Parameciidae. The record is from the annotation of a GenBank genome assembly.